AUGAUUAUCCCUGUUCGGUGCUUUUCUUGUGGCAAGGUUGUCGGUGAUCUUUGGGAACGUUAUUUACAGCUACUUGAUGAGGGUAUUCCGGAUGGUGAUGCUAUGGAUCAGCUUGGUUGCAAGAGGUACUGUUGCCGCAGAAUGAUCAUGACACACGUCGAUCUCAUUGAAAAGCUUCUUCGGUACAAUCCUGCUGAAAGAGAUCGGGCAAAAUCUCAAAUAUGA
Messenger RNA from Aspergillus lentulus, 225 nucleotides. Lineage: Eukaryota; Fungi; Ascomycota; Eurotiomycetes; Eurotiales; Aspergillaceae. The record is from RefSeq and is a predicted model, not a curated record.